AUGAUGACUUACUUACAACUUCUGUACAUACUUUUAUUUCUACAACAAACUAUAAUAAUUUUAUUUGCAAAAGUUCAUCGAAAUCCUGAAGAUUUUGGAAUUCUCAUGCUCGAUCCUUCUCUACAAGGCAUUGAAGCUGUUGAAAUAUUCAAUUUAAACACAAGAAAAGGACUUGCUUUCUUCUUGAUCGUCAUUGGACCAGUUGAUGAAGGAAUUUCAAAAGCUAUUCAUCUAGCACCAGAAGAAUCCACAGUUGUAUAUUAUAAUAAUAGUAAUAUAGAUAUUACCAACAUACGCAAGCAGUAUCACGGAUCAGUGUUAGAUCUAGGCAAAGGCUUAUAUUUGAUGCAUACAGUACCUCCACAAUGUGAUGUAGUAUUUUGCAAAAAAUUAGGAAAUGAUAUCAAGUUUUUCAAGACAUGCAGUCCAGAACGUUGUCAUUGUUCAGAUGGUCAACCACAUUUACAACGUUGUGGUGAUGGCACUGUUUUUAAUCCUCUUUCUAGAAGUUGCAAUCAACCUAACAUUGUUGGCUGUUAA
Messenger RNA from Rotaria sp. Silwood1, 540 nucleotides. The record is from the annotation of a GenBank genome assembly. Lineage: Eukaryota; Metazoa; Rotifera; Eurotatoria; Philodinida; Philodinidae.